UUCAGAGUAGAACUGCAGAAAUGAACUCUGUUGAGAUAAAUGGUCAUGGGAUGUCACUUAGCCAUACUCUGCAUGAAUCCUGCCUCACUCUAGCGAAGUACUAUGAACAUAAUUUAAGUGUGAGGUCUUUCAGCACGGUAACAAAUCUUAAAAGCUAUCAUAGAAUUCACACAGUAGGGAAACCUUAUGAAUGCAGUGAAUGUCCCAGAUCCUUCAGGUAUAAGUCCAAGCUCAUAAUACACCAGAGGACUCAUACAGGAGAGAAGCCAUACAGAUGCAAUGAAUGUCAGAAAGGUUUCAGUACAAAAUGUCACCUGACUCUGCACCAGCAAACUCAUACAGGAGAGAAACCGUAUGAAUGCACUGAGUGUCAGAAAUCCUUUAGAACAAAAUAUCAUCUCAUUCUACACCAUAGGACUCAUACAGGAGAGAAACCCUAUGAAUGUAAAGAAUGUGGAAAAGCCCUCAGGGAAAAGACAAAGCUCAGAUUACAUUACAGAACACAUACAGGAGAGAGACCUUUCAAGUGUAGUGAUUGUGGGAAGGGUUUUAUGCAGAAGUCAAACCUGAUUAUCCAUCAAAGAAUCCAUACAGGAGAGAAACCCUUUGAAUGUAAAGAAUGUGGGAAGGCCUUCUAUAGUAAGUCUCAACUUGUUGUUCACCAGCGAAUCCAUACAGGAGAAAAAUCCUACGAGUACGGGCAAUGUGGGAAAGCCUUCAAAAAAAACCCGCACCUCCUAACACAUGAGAAAAUUCAUAUAACAGAGAAACCUUAUGAGUGCAGUGAAUGUGAAAAAGCUUUUGUACACACAUCACAGCUCAUUCUACAUCAGGGAAAUCAUACAGAAAGAAAACCUCAUGAAUGCAAAGGAUGUGGGAAAGCCUUUAAUAAAAAGUCACACUUCAUUACCCAUCAGAGGAUUCAUAUGGGAGAGAAGCCUUAUGAAUGCAGUGAAUGUGGGAAAGCUUUCAUAGACAAGUCACAGCUUAGUGUUCAUGGAAGAACUCAUACAGGAGAGAAACCUUAUGAAUGCAAGGAAUGUGGGAAAGCCUUUAAUAAAAAGUCACAUUUCAUAACCCAUCAGAGGAUUCAUACAGGAGAGAAGCCUUACAAAUGCAGUGAAUGUGGGAAAGCUUUUAUAGAUAAGUCACAGCUAAUUGUUCACAGAAGAACUCAUACAGGAGAGAAACCUUAUGAAUGCAAGGAAUGUGGAAAAGCCUUUAAUAAAAAGUCAUCCCUCAUAACACAUCAGAGGAUCCAUACAGGAGAAAAACCUUAUGCAUGCAGUGAAUGUGGAAAAGCUUUUAUAGACAAGUCACAUCUCCUUGUCCAUCAGAGAACUCAUACAGGAGAGAGACCCUAUGAAUGCAGUGAGUGUGGAAAAGCUUUCAUACGAAAGGCAAUGCUCAUUGUCCAUCAGAGGACACAUACAGGAGAGAAACCCUUUGCAUGUCUUGAAUGCCAAAAAGCCUUUAGCAGUAUGGCAAUGCUCAGCAGACAUCAGUUGAUUCAUACAGGAGAGAAAUCCCAUGGAUGCAAUGAAUGUGGGAAAGCUUUCCGCCAAAAAAGUCAUCUUAUUAUCCAUCAACGAUGCCAUACUGGAGAGAAACCAUAUGGGUGUAUUCCAUGUGGACAGAUCUUCAACCAGAAAUCAGAGCUCAUUAGACAUCAAAGACGUCACAUGGGAGAGAAACCAUAUCAGUGCACUCAAUGUGAGAAAGCUUUUGAGAAAUCAUACCUCAGUGUCCAUCAGAGAAGUCAUGCAGGCCAGAAAUCUUAUCCAUGUAAUGCAUGUGGGAAAAUGUUCUCUGUCAAAUUCUCGCUCACUUCUCAUGAGGAAAUUCAUGCUUGAAAGAAAUCUCCAGAACACAGUGAGAGCUG
This is a messenger RNA of Sus scrofa (pig), 1882 nucleotides long. NCBI's taxonomy places the organism in Eukaryota, Metazoa, Chordata, Mammalia, Artiodactyla, Suidae. The record is from RefSeq and is a predicted model, not a curated record.